GCUAUGGUUGUCUGGUAGCGAGACGAUGGAGAUGUAGAAAUUGAUCUCUUUAUUUUCUUCUUCGGUGCGGACUUUUCACAAAGAUUUUCGUACAUUUUGGCGCAGGUGGGAGGUGGGAGAUUUCUACGAGGUUGAAGAGUUUGAAUUUAGGGUCCUAGAGUUUUGCGAGGAAUUGAAAGGGGAUCGAUUAUGGGAUUCGUGAGUACGGUGCUGGGUUUCUUCGGAUUUGGCACGGGGUUUUCGGCUGGGAUCGUGAUAGGGUAUUAUCUCUUCAUCUACUUCCAGCCCGCUGAUGUUAAGGAUCCUAAAAUCCGUCCGCUUGUCGAACAUGAUUCAAAAUCUUUGGAGCGCAUGAUUCCUGAGAUUCCUAUAUGGGUGAAAAAUCCAGAUUAUGAUCGAGUUGAUUGGCUAAACAAGUUUCUAGGAUCAAUGUGGCCUUAUCUGGAUAAGGCAAUCUGCAGAACGGCAAGGGAAAUUGCAAAGCCCAUAAUUGCUGAAAAUAUUCCAAAGUAUAAAAUUGACUCUGUUGAAUUUGAAACAUUUACACUAGGUUCCUUACCACCAACUUUUCAAGGAAUUAAAGUUUACGUUACGGAGGAGAAGGAACUGAUUAUGGAACCAUCACUGAAAUGGGCUGGAAACCCUAAUGUCACUAUUCUAGUUAAAGCAUUUGGCUUAAAAGCAACUGUACAGGUGGUUGAUUUGCAAGUCUUUGCUUCACCACGUAUAACUUUAAAGCCAUUGGUCCCAAGCUUUCCUUGUUUUGCGAAAAUCCUUGUGUCUCUCAUGGAGAAGCCACAUGUUGACUUUGGACUAAAACUUAUUGGAGCAGAUCUUAUGGCGAUUCCUGGUCUCUACAAAUUUGUUCAGGAGACAAUCAAGAAUCAGGUUGCAAAUAUGUAUCUUUGGCCUAGAACAUUGGAAGUUCCAAUUAUGGACCCUUCAAAAGCUGGAAAGAAGCCUGUUGGAAUUCUUUAUGUGAAGGUUGUCAGGGCUCAUAAUCUGAGAAAAAAAGAUCUCCUGGGUAAAUCAGACCCGUAUGUGAAACUUAGGCUUACAGAAGAAAAGCUUCCAUCAAAGAAAACUUCAGUGAAGCACAGUAACCUUAACCCUGAAUGGAAUGAAGAAUUCAAAUUAGUUGUCAAAGACCCAGAAACUCAAGCCUUAGAGCUUAUUGUUUAUGACUGGGAAAAGGUUGGGAAACAUGACAAAAUGGGCAUGAAUGUUGUUAAGUUAAAGGAGCUUACCCCAGAUGAACCAAAAUCUUUGACGCUUGACAUGCUUAAAAAUAUGGAUCCUAACGAUGUGCAAAAUGAGAAAUCACGUGGACAGGUUGUUGUGGAAGUGACAUAUAAGCCCUUUAGGGAAGCAGAUCUACCAAAAGAAAUCAGUGAGGAUGCAAAUGUUGUAGAAAAGGCGCCUGAUGGUACUCCAGCUGGUGGUGGCUUGCUUGUUGUUAUAGUUCAUGAAGCUCAAGAUCUUGAGGGAAAACACCAUACAAACCCAUAUGUGCGAAUCAUGUUUAGAGGCGAGGAGAGGAAGACUAAGCACAUCAAGAAAAAUAGAGAUCCACGAUGGGAAGAGGACUUUCAGUUUGUCUGUGACGAGCCACCAAUUCAUGAUAAAAUGCAUGUGGAGGUACUAAGUAGGCCACCAAGCAUAGGCAUACACUCCAAGGAAACUUUGGGUUAUGUCGUUAUUAGCCUUGCAGAUGUUGUGAGUAACAAGCGAAUCAAUGAAAAAUAUCAUCUCAUUGACUCCAAAAAUGGUCGGAUUCAAAUUGAGUUGCAGUGGAGAACUUCAUGAAGUUUUUCGGAUGGAGAGUUUCAAGCAUUGACGCACUAUAUCCCAGAAAAUAGGAGAGAAUCUUUAUGCUUGUGCGUAGUACAUGGUACAAUGUAUUGAAGAUGAAAUCCUGUAGAUAUUGAACCAAAGAAUCUCUUUUUCACCCAGUUUUUUCUUAGAUUUAUUUUGUUUGUGGAUAUAGAUUUUGUUGAUUGGUAAAUUCAAAUAUAUACCAAUUCAUGCUUAAUCAAAUGUUCUAUGUGAAUCAAAUCAUUUUAUGGAGUGGAGCUGCUAUUACUACAUUUACCUGA
Molecule: messenger RNA, 2096 nt
Organism: Phoenix dactylifera (date palm)
Lineage: Eukaryota; Viridiplantae; Streptophyta; Magnoliopsida; Arecales; Arecaceae
Product: synaptotagmin-2-like
Cellular component (GO): endoplasmic reticulum
Molecular function (GO): lipid binding
Source: RefSeq, a predicted model, not a curated record